Orussus abietinus is the source of this 1574-nucleotide messenger RNA. RefSeq names its product serine/threonine-protein kinase RIO2 (gene RIOK2). The coding region runs from base 66 to 1502 and encodes 478 amino acids. Gene Ontology annotation, biological process: protein phosphorylation; maturation of SSU-rRNA. Gene Ontology annotation, molecular function: protein serine/threonine kinase activity; ATP binding. The transcript has 5 exons. NCBI's taxonomy places the organism in Eukaryota, Metazoa, Arthropoda, Insecta, Hymenoptera, Orussidae. Gene Ontology annotation, cellular component: nucleus; cytosol; preribosome, small subunit precursor. The record is from RefSeq and is a predicted model, not a curated record.
CUUUUGUAAUGAAUAAAGUGAAAUAAAGUAGUGUUAUACUUCGGCGGGGUGAAAAUUAAUCUACAAUGGGAAAAUUAAAUGUUACAAUGCUACGUUACUUGACACAUGAGGACUUUCGAGUGCUGACAGCGGUUGAAAUGGGGAUGAAGAAUCAUGAGCUUGUUCCAGGUUCUCUAACUGCUCAGAUUGCUAAUUUGAAACACGGUGGAGUGCACAAAUUAAUGAAGGAACUCUGCAAGCAUCGGUUACUCAGUUACGAACGAGGCAAACACUACGAUGGGUAUCGUUUGACAAAUGCAGGGUACGAUUACUUGGCACUAAAGGUUUUAGCCACACGAGGAACAGUAGUUUCUUUUGGCAAUCAAAUCGGAGUCGGUAAAGAGUCUAACAUUUACGUGGUUGCUGACCAAGAAGGAAAGCCUGUGUGCUUAAAAUUACACAGACUCGGUAGAACUUGUUUUCGCAAUAUCAAGGGCAAGAGAGAUUAUCACCAACACAGAAAAUCUAUGUCGUGGCUGUAUUUGUCCAGAAUAUCGGCUACAAGAGAAUUCGCAUACAUGAAAGCACUCAUGGAUCGAGGUUUUCCGGUGCCAAAACCUAUCGACUUCAAUAGACACUGCGUUGUCAUGGAACUGGUAGAAGGUGGACCUCUGUGCGGCGUGUACGAGGUUAAAGAUGUAGAAGCUCUAUACGACGAAUUAAUGGAUUUGAUCGUUAGACUCGGAAAUCACGGAGUGAUCCACGGUGAUUUCAACGAGUUCAACAUCAUGAUAACCGAAGAAGGGAAGCCCAUUAUCAUCGACUUCCCACAGAUGGUAUCUACCGAGCACAUAAAUGCCCAAACCUACUUCGACAGAGACGUCACAUGUAUUCGCGAUUUCUUUAAGCGUCGUUUCGGGUACGAGAGUGAGCUGUACCCAACCUUUGCAGACAUAUCUCGGGAGGAUUGCGUAGACGUCGAAGUCAAGGCCAGCGGACUUACCAGGCAGAUGGAAAAGGAUUUGUUGAUAGAAAUGGGAUUCGAGAAAGAAGAGGAUUUGUCCAAUGACGAGAACAAAGACAAAGAAUCCAAUGACGAAGAACCAACGGAGGAGGAGCUCAACGACCUGAGAAGUCGAUUUGACAGAAUCAUGGCAGCAGAUUUCAAGACAGAUCUUCCGGCAGAGUCGAGUAAACCGCCUCGCCCAGAAGAGGCGUUUAUCCCUCCGAGCACCGAUAACGUCUCCGAGGACGACUCCGAAUUCGUCGAGUGCUCAUCGGAACUUCCCGAGUCCCGAUUCGAGAGUGCCAGUAGAGUUCAGGGUGCCUUCAGCAUCCGCAGUAAUUCCACGAUACCACCUGACGUGAUCAAGAAGAGGACAAAGCAGACUUUGGAGAAACGUCGAGCGAAGGCCACUCCGAGGAGGGCUCUGGCCAAGGGAGAAGCUAGUGCAACGACCAGGAUUCGACGAGAAAACCUCGACACCGUGAAGCAGUCCAGUGGGAUUUGGGGAUGGGAAUAGUUUCUCUAAGAUAUCAGCCUUUCGCCUCGGACUACACUUGAAUCCGAGAUAAUAAACAUAGCAUAUAAGCCA